CCAUAAAGAUGUUUUUCCCAUGAUCCCUUUCCCCCACCUCUGGAAAAGAUGCGUAUAUAAAGGACCGGCUCAGAGGGUUGCCUUCAGUUCGAAGAUGGCUCUCAGUUAUUGUAUAUCGUUCUUAGCCCUCUUUGUGGCUGUAUUUGCCCACACUCAUGAUAUUCACAAAAUAUGCGUGCCUCAAGUGGCAGUGAAAGCAUGCCACAAGAUGGUGGAGCAGGCAAAAACAAUUGGAGUGAACCUAGAAUGCGUUCCAGCCCGGGACAGGGUCGAAUGCAUUUCAAAGGUAAAAGCUCAUGAGGCUGAUUUCGAAGCCCUUGAACCAGAAGACAUGUACAUAGCUGCUCAGAUGUCUGACAAGGACUUCACGGUCUUCAAGGAAAUAAGAACAAAAGAAGAACCUCAAGCUGAGUUCCGUUAUGAAGCAGUAGCAGUUAUCCAUAAAGACUUGGAAAUCAACAGUAUCCAUGGCCUUAAAGGUCUCACCUCUUGCCACACAGGAGUUGGAAGGAAUGUUGGAUAUAAAAUCCCUAUUACAAAAUUGACUAAAAUGGGAGUAUUGGGACCAUUGAGCGAUACUUCUUUAUCACCAAGAGAGAAUGAACUUAAAGCUUUGUCAACAUUUUUCAGCCGAGCCUGCUUAGUUGGACAAUGGUCACCACAUCCUGAGACUAAUGCUAGGCUAAAGUCAACUUAUGCCAACCUUUGUGAACUCUGUGAAAACCCAGAAAAAUGUGACUACCCUGAUAUCAACUCUGGCUACGAAGGAGCUCUGAGGUGCCUCGCUAAAGCUGGAGGCCAAGUCGCUUGGACUAAAGUCAUCUACGUCAAGAAGUUCUUUGGAAUGCCUUAUGGAACUCAGCCAGCCAAACAGUCUGAAUAUAACGCUAACGACUAUGCUUUCCUCUGCCCCGAUGCAUCAAAACGACCCAUCACUGGUCCACCUUGCACAUGGGCUGCUCGGCCAUGGCCUGGCUUCAUGGCUUCAACUCAUGCUGUUGGUGAAUUGAAAGAACUGAGAGAGGAAAUCGCAAAACUUAACAACCUUGGAGAAUCAACACAUGCCGAUUGGAUCGCUACUGUUCUCACAAUGAACAAUAAAACUCUUGCUGUUGAUAACAAUGAAGUAUCGCCCCUUGAUUAUUUGCUUAAAGCUAAAUAUAAGGAUGUUAUUGAACGUGAUGUUCUUGAACCAAGAAGGGUAGUAAGGAUUUGUGUGAAGAGUGAUACUGAAAUGGCCAAAUGUGAAGCACUUAAAGCCGCAGCUUAUUCAAGAGAUAUUCGUCCAAGUUUAUCAUGCAUUCAAUCGGCCAAUUGCAUCACCUCAGUUGAAAAUAAAGGAGCAGAAUUAGUUGUUCUUGACCCACACGUAGCCAUUGAUGCUGAGAAGAACCAUAACCUUAAGCCAUUAUUGAAUGAGCAAUACAAUAAACAAGAUGAACAAGAGCUUGUAGCUGUAGUAAAGAAGGGUACUCCAAUGGGAUCAAUCCAAGAUCUUAAGGGAAAGAAAGUUUGUUUAGAACCAAAUGGCAAUGCUGGUUUCUUUGGAGUCUUGAAAUAUUUGUUGAACAAUAAGAUGAUCGGUAAACAUCACUGUCCACAUGAAAAGUCAUUGACUGAAUUCUUCUCAGCAAUUGUCCCAUCAGCUGAUCCUGUGAAAUGUCUUGUAUCUGGUAAAGGGGAUGUUGCCUUUGUUCCACUAUCAGCACUUCAUGGAAAAGAUUCAGAUGUUGAACUAAUCUGUUCCUCUGGUGGAAGAGCUCCUGUCGAUAAAGCUGGUUGUGGCGUUGCAACCAUUCCUCCAAAAAUGGUUAUGACAUGUAAAGACUUGAGCGAGGUACAGAUCGAUGAAGCAAGAUCUUCACUUCUCGCAGCAGCAAAUUUGUACAGUGAACAUCCUGACCUCUUCAGGCUCUUUGGUGACUUCAAUAAAGAACCCAAUGUUAUGUUUUCAAACCAUGCGACAGGAUUAUCAGCCAUUGCUGACGUUCUUCCAUCAUUUGAAAAAUACAAAAAAUUGGUUGUAGAUUUAGCUACUUGUGCCUGAGUUACAGAAUGAAAAUUUUAAAAAGACUGCUGAAAGGACUUAUCAUUUGAACUUUGAAUAUAACCUUUCAAAUAUUAUACUUUUAUCAACCUGAUUAGAUUGUUGCAAUGCUUAUAUUUUGUUUCUGAAUCAAUUGAAAAAUAAUCAAUAAAUGUUUAUGUAAAUGAAAACAUUGACGCUUUAAAGAUACUUGCUAGUAAUGCAAACAGAUAUGUAAUGACAUAUAUUCUGAACCAAAACACUUUUGUUGGUUGUACAUUUUUUUAUAAUUUUAAGAAAUAAAAUAUGCUUAAACUAAAAUGUGGUUGGUGUGUUUGUUUAGAUAUAAAACCUUGUUUUAACUGCUAUGGUUUCAGUUCCUAAAAAAUACUUGCCAUAAUUUUUAAAGCCAUCUUAGAUUUCAUUCCAUUUCAAAGGGACUUUCAGUAUUGGCAGCAUAAAAUUAUCAAAUAUUAAAAUUAUUAUUUGGGGGAAAUAAUAUGUAUUGUUUUUUGGAGAUCAGCUAUAGAUGGUCAGCAUACAAUAAAUAAAAUAAAAAUAAACCAAAAGUUAACUGUAAAAAAAUAAUAAUAAUUUUGUCAGCAACAAUAAAGCUAUUGCAAAAAGAUAUCCUGUAUAUUAUUUCUAAAAGGUUUUUUUUUUUUUUUUUGUUUGUAUGCCAUAACUUCCUCAAUUCUUCAUCAAAUCCAAU
Nezara viridula (southern green stink bug) is the source of this 2738-nucleotide messenger RNA. The record is from the annotation of a GenBank genome assembly. Lineage: Eukaryota; Metazoa; Arthropoda; Insecta; Hemiptera; Pentatomidae.